GUCAGAAAUCUUAUUGGCCUUAAAGCUGUCAACAAUCCAUAAAAAAUAAUAAAGUUUUUAGUUUUCUAAUGAUUAGAUCAUUGAUACGAUAUACGAGAAAAUUUUCUUUUUCAUCGCAGAACUGGAACUUUAGAUUUAUAUGCAACAAUGUCAGAUAAAGGGACAACAACAGCACAACCGCUGGUGAAGAUAGGUCAUUAUAUUCUGGGAGCGACCCUAGGCACUGGCACGUUCGGAAAGGUUAAGAUCGGAGAGCACACAGUUACAAAUCAUAAGGUAGCUGUUAAGAUUUUAAACCGCCAGAAAAUAAAAAGUCUAGAUGUAGUUGGCAAAAUUCGUCGCGAAAUUCAGAAUCUCAAACUCUUUCGACAUCCCCAUAUAAUUAAAUUGUAUCAAGUGAUAUCAACACCAACGGAUAUUUUUAUGAUUAUGGAAUAUGUGAGCGGAGGAGAGUUGUUCGACUAUAUUGUUAAUAAUGGCAAACUGCAGGAAUCGGAAGCACGGCGUUUCUUUCAGCAGAUCAUCUCUGGAGUGGACUAUUGCCAUCGCCACAUGAUCGUACAUCGUGACUUAAAGCCUGAAAAUUUACUACUGGACCACAAUCGCCAUGUUAAGAUUGCUGAUUUUGGACUAUCAAACAUGAUGUUGGAUGGAGAAUUCUUGCGCACAUCUUGUGGUUCUCCUAACUACGCAGCUCCUGAAGUAAUUUCGGGUAAACUGUAUGCUGGUCCGGAGGUAGAUAUCUGGUCGUGUGGCGUAAUUUUAUACGCGUUAUUGUGCGGAACCUUGCCGUUUGACGACGAACAUGUCCCAACACUGUUUCGGAAGAUAAAGUCAGGAAUAUUCCCGAUACCAGAGUAUUUGAAUAAGCAAGUAGUUAGUUUACUUUGCCAAAUGCUUCAGGUUGAUCCACUCAAGCGAGCGACUGUGGAGGAAAUCAAGAAACACGAAUGGUUUCAAAAGGAUCUGCCAGCAUACUUAUUUCCUUCACCAGUGGAACAGGAUAGUAGCGUGAUUGAUACUCAUGCUGUAACAGAGGUCUGCGAAAAAUUUGGCGUGAAAGAGCAAGAAGUUCACAAUGCUCUUCUUAGUGGCGAUCCUCAUGAUCAGUUAGCGAUUGCAUAUCAUUUGAUUAUUGAUAACAAACGUAUUGCUGAUGAAGCGGCAAAGGCAGAGCUGAAAGAUUUCUACGUCGCUGGAAGCCCACCGGCUGCCCCAUCUCAUCCGGAAAGACAUACACCUGUAAAUGAACCGUUCAAGUCACCCUCAAUUCAUCCCGAACGCAUUGCUCCAUUACGUGAGAGACCAACUGUACCUGCUCCUGUGCCAUUACAAAAUAUUACUCCAACAGCUAUUCCGAUAGAUAAACAUCGUGGAACUCCAGUCAAGCGGGCUAAAUGGCAUCUGGGUAUAAGGUCGCAAUCGAAACCCAAUGACAUUAUGCUGGAGGUUUAUCGGGCAAUGAAAGCGUUAGAUUUUGAGUGGAAAAUAAUUAAUCCGUAUCAUGUCCGUGUCCGUAACUAUAACUCAAGAAAUGAAAAAUACGUCAAAAUGUCACUGCAAUUGUAUCAGGUGGAUGCAAAGAGUUAUCUUCUGGAUUUCAAAUCACUGACAAAUGACGAGGUCGAACAAGGAGAUGAUGUCAUCAUGGAAAGUCUCACACCCCCACCACCGGUUGGUUUUGGUGGGAUUGGGAUAACGAGUCAACCUACGGGGCAUCAUACAAUGGAAUUUUUUGAGAUGUGUGCAGCUCUUAUCAUACAGUUGGCUCGUUAAGUUUCUCCAGCUUCUAUAAAAAUUCUGUAUUCGCUGUAGGAAAUAUGUGGAAUUUAGUGGGAACGUAACAAAACAAAUAUCCAAAGUUUAUUUUACAUGUGAUUGAAAACAUUGGGUUGCCAUCAUGCAUAGUUAUCAGA
Topomyia yanbarensis is the source of this 1916-nucleotide messenger RNA. It is a transcript of the gene AMPKalpha, whose product is annotated as 5'-AMP-activated protein kinase catalytic subunit alpha-2. The record is from RefSeq and is a predicted model, not a curated record. Gene Ontology annotation, molecular function: ATP binding; protein serine/threonine kinase activity. Gene Ontology annotation, cellular component: cytoplasm. Lineage: Eukaryota; Metazoa; Arthropoda; Insecta; Diptera; Culicidae. The coding region runs from base 148 to 1776 and encodes 542 amino acids. Gene Ontology annotation, biological process: protein phosphorylation; intracellular signal transduction. The transcript is spliced from 3 exons.